This is a messenger RNA of Daphnia carinata, 1892 nucleotides long. Its product is annotated as protein spinster-like. The coding region runs from base 171 to 1727 and encodes 518 amino acids. The record is from RefSeq and is a predicted model, not a curated record. The transcript has 12 exons. Lineage: Eukaryota; Metazoa; Arthropoda; Branchiopoda; Diplostraca; Daphniidae. Gene Ontology annotation, cellular component: membrane. Gene Ontology annotation, biological process: transmembrane transport. Gene Ontology annotation, molecular function: transmembrane transporter activity.
CGAACGUCUGAAAAAAACCAUGUAAGUUCAAUUUGUUGUUGCUGGGCAUCUCAAAAAAAGGAAGAACAGUGAAAGUUGCUGAGUUACAGUUUUCCACCUCUACUCAGUGCAUCAUGUUUCGUUAAUGAAACCCUAACAUCUGUAGUAUUACCAUAUCAAGUACCGCCAUAAUGGACGACGAUCCCGAGAAACGUUCGAUUACAGCACCGGAAACUGAUCAUGAAGAACAUCAAGUAUCUGAUGCUGGUCGGAGCCGUGGCGGACAAGUCACGCGAGCCAAAAUGCUCACUACACUUAUCAUCUGUUUUUGUAAUUUGAUAAAUUUUAUGGACCGCUAUUCGCUACCAGGAAUCUUGCCUAUGGUUAUCGCCGAUUUGAAGUUAAGCAAUUUCCAAGGUGGUUUACUCCAGUCGGCCUUUGUUGUCAGCUACGUAGUUGUUGCUCCUAUAGUGGGCUACUUGGGUGACAGAUAUUCCCGCAGAGCCAUUAUGGGUUGUGGUUUAUUAGUAUGGAGUAUUGUGACCAUGGCGGGAUCUUUUAUGACCACUUUCGAAACCCUUCUUAUUUUUCGCUGUCUAGGAGGAAUAGGAGAAGCAAGUUAUUCUGCUAUUGGGCCAGCCGUCAUCGGUGAUCUUUAUAUCGGUAACACCCGCUCUAAGAUGUUGGCCCUUUUUUAUUUUACCACUUUAAUCGGCGGUGGUCUAGGGUUUAUUACUGGAUCUGGCAUGGCCGCCGCCACUAAUUCCUGGAAUUGGGGGCUACGAGUAACUCCCAUAUUGUCGAUGGUGUCUGUCCUCCUAAUUGCUUUUGUCAUGAGAGAUCCUCCUCGAGGACUAAGUGAAGGUUCUCGCCUCGUCAGCACUUCAUGGCAAAAAGAUAUCGUCUACCUCCUUAAAAAUCCGAGCUUGAUGCUUUCGACCAUCGCGUCGAUUGCGGUUACUUUUACUGUCGGCGCCAUUGCAGCUUGGGGCCCACAAUACGUUUUCCUCGGCCGACAAAUCGUUAAUGAUAACUCACUCUCUUUCGACGAUAUUUCGUUGGUUUUCGGCAUCGUUACGAUUGCCUCUGGCCUUUUGGGUGUUGUAUCCGGGUCCAUCAUGGGUCAAAAACUGCGCAUCCGGUUCCCCUCAGCCGAUGCAAUCAUUUGCGGUGUCGGUAUGAUUUGCAGCGCACCCUUCUUCUAUGCCCUCUUGGUCCUCUCUUUGGGAUCUAUUUAUGCCAUCUACGUUCUUGCCUUCCUCGCGCUCUGGUUUAUUAACUUAAACUGGGCGCUUGUUGGUGAUAUUCUAUUAUAUGUGAUCAUUCCAACAAGACGAGCAACAGCGGCAGCAUUCCAAAUUCUAGUGUGCCAUAUUUUUGGUGACGCUAGUAGUCCCUUCAUCGUUGGACUGAUUUCCGAUGCCUUAAAACCUACUGUCGAAUCCGAUUCGGAGACAUUUCAGAAUUUCAAGUCCCUUGAAUAUGGCCUAUUUGUCAUACUUUUUGUUGAAGUCCUCGGAGGCUUCUUCUUUCUCGCUUGUUCGUGGUUCCUGGUUUCCGACCGGGCGAAAGCCACGCGAGCUGUGGCAGUCAGCAUACCAGAUCAAUCCGUCCUGUAUGACCACAAGAGUAAAGCCAGCCAAGUCCACGUUUUCGUUCCUGCCAAUGAUCCUGCCGCUUCCGGACACACCGUGAUGAUCAAGAGAUCUUCCCAGAUAAUGGAUGAAGUCAACUUGGAAACCGUUUAAAUUUACGGAAUACUCCGUCCUCUGUUUCUAUUUUUUACUUUCUAAAAUUUGAUUACCUUUGUUUUUUUAUUUUUUGUUGUGUCAUUCAAUUUUAUAGGUCCAAACUGACGGUUUUCCAAGUGGCCAAUAUGCUCAACUUUUUAGAAUACAGUUUUAUUUCAUUUU